AUGGCUGAUAAUAAACGUAAAAAGUUGAAAAACUGUUCUAAAAGACACAUUAGGCGAAUCAACAAUGAGUUUUGUAGGAGAUUAGACGACGGAUAUUAUUCUGAUAACACUAAUGAAGAUGAUAUUAUUCGAGCACCAGAAAUUCAAUCUACAAUUGUACGUGCAUCUACAUCAUCUAAUGCAGAACCUAAAAUUAAUAACGAGAACAGUGGAAAAAAUUUACAAAUAUUUUCUUCAAGUUGUAAUAAUAGUGCGCAGAAUGAUGGAAAUGAAUAUUUUUCUAGCUCUAGCAAUAAUUUUUCAUACUGUUCCAGCCCUAUCAGUAAUUCAUGUAAUUCUUACGAUAGCAGUAAUAUUAAUCUUGUUGAAAUUAAUAAUGUCGAUAGGAGUUUAAUUGAAAAUAACAAGGAUGAUAAUACUGUCACUGAUGAUUGUAGUAAUUUAGACUUGAAUUGUAGUUUGUUAGAAGAACAGUUGCGUGAGUGGCAUUUUAAUCACAAUACAACACUAGCAUCACUUUCUUCAAUGUUAAAAAUUUGGUAA
Messenger RNA from Macrosiphum euphorbiae (potato aphid), 543 nucleotides. NCBI's taxonomy places the organism in Eukaryota, Metazoa, Arthropoda, Insecta, Hemiptera, Aphididae. The record is from the annotation of a GenBank genome assembly.